Carassius auratus (goldfish) is the source of this 1040-nucleotide messenger RNA. RefSeq names its product lipocalin 15 (gene lcn15). Bases 94 to 756 code for a protein of 220 amino acids. Lineage: Eukaryota; Metazoa; Chordata; Actinopteri; Cypriniformes; Cyprinidae. The transcript is spliced from 7 exons. The record is from RefSeq and is a predicted model, not a curated record.
AACCCAACAGUUUCCCCAUUGCUUCUCUGAUAUGCCAUUAGUUUUGUGUUCCUCACUUUUCCAUACAACAUAAGAGGUGUUGGAAUUUUCAGCAUGACUCCGGCAUUAGUGAUCUUGUUUUGUGUGUUUAUGGGGACACAUGGUUUCAACACACAGCUUGUUAUUGAACCUCAGCCCAACUUUGAUGUGGAGAAAUUCACAGGUGAAUGGUACCGAAUUGGAGUUGCAGAUGAGUCACCGUUUUUUGCAAUGAUCAAAAACCAUCUGAAGGUUUCUAAAGGCCUUCUAGUAUCAGAUACCAAUGGAAAUCUGAAUCUGACCAUGUGGAGCAUAAGACCAUAUGGAUGCUCCGUCAGUGUUUAUUCAUAUGAGAAGACAGAUGUUCCUGGAGAAUUCACUUACUUCAGCAAAAGGCACAAGAUAACAAAAGACAUCACCAUAGUGGAGACCAAUUACACUGAUUAUAGUUUGGUCCUUAAAUACAAGAACAUACACAAAGAAUACACUCAAGUAGCUCUUUACGGACGGUCAUCCAUACAAAGGCCAGAAUUAAUAGAGAAGUUCAGAUCUUUUGCUUUAUCUCUGGGUUUUUCUGACGAGGCCAUUGCCAUUCCAGCAGAUGUUGAUCCCUGCCCUAUUCUAGAACAAAGCCAGCCAUGGAUUCAGACCUUGGGUUACAUAUAUUCUGUUUUGUUACACAUUUGGGGAACAGUGUCUGUUUUAACGCAAACGACCACUGGAGAAAUGCAACAUUAAACAUCGUCAAUGUAACGCAGUUUGUACUACGGUCGUAAAGCCAGCAGGUGGCGCAGUUGUAACAGGACACAAUCAGCCAACAUCUCAUAAUCUGGAGUUCCACCUGACAUAAAAAAUGCUACCAAUAAUGAUAUAUGUCUCAAAUGUAUGACUGUGGUUGUCUAAUGUUUACAGAACAAUUGUGUCAAAUCCUUGUGAUCAUUUUACAACGACUUUCAUAAUGAGUAAUGAAAAUUAAUUUGUUGUUGUUGUUGUUGUUGUUUUCAAUUAAACAAUACAUAUAG